ACGAGGGUUCGGAGAUUCCGAAGGCCAAGGCCUGUACACUUGCAACCUUCGUACAUCUCUCCCAAUGUGAAUAAUGCUCUCCCCUUGAUGAUGCUGAAUUCCUAUAGACUGCGGAUUUCCAACCCUGGAUGGGCUCACUGCUAUUCUACCAAUGCCGCCGCCUCUUCUCCCGCCCCCUCGCACAUUGUCUGUCCCGGGCGUUCCAAUCGCCGCCGUUUCGCCCCUCUCGCUGUUCAAGCGAGGGAUAACGCCUACUCCGACCCGUUGCCUUCCUCUCAGCUCUCCUCCACCGUCGGAUCCUCCGCCGCCUUUCAGCCCUCUAAUUGGACGUUUACGCAUCGUCACGUUCAGUUCCUUACUUACAUAGCUUGCGCGGCAGCAAUUUCUGCAACUUGGCUCUUCUGUUCGGCAAUUCCAACACUUCUGGCCUUCAAGAGAGCUGCUGAGUCAAUGGAGAAGCUAAUAGAUGCAACUAGGGAAGAGCUACCCAGCACAAUGGCUGCCAUUCGAUUAUCUGGGAUGGAAAUCAGCGAUUUAACAAUGGAGCUCAGUGACCUCGGCCAAGAAAUAACACAAGGAGUGAGGAGUUCAACUCGAGCAGUUCGCUUGGCUGAAGAAAGAUUGAGAGGACUAACAGCCGUGAAUCCAAUAGCAUCCACGCAGGAAGUGAUGCAGACAAAACCCCAGAUAGCAGAGCCAAUUCUAGCUAGAACUGCACGGGGAAUGAGAGAGGGAAUUGUUAAAGGCCGUGCAGCCCUGCAGAUAUUUUUCACUCUAAGCCGGUAUUCUAAGAUUCUCCUCAACUUCUUCACUUCUCGUGCAAAGUCAUAAUCCAGGUAUACUUCCAUCACAUUCUACAUGGUUUUUUAGUGAUCGAGCAUUUCUUAAUAGUGUGUGAAUCUUUCUUCCGUAUAUCUUAGGAAAUCUGGACAUGUGCAUGUAUGAUAUAUUGUUGGAUGCAUGCGCUCGUCGUUAUGUGUAGAAUUUAUGUUAGGGAAUAAUGUGGGUAUAAAGUGUUGAUCUUAGAGAACUGAUGUGUUUUCCUGCCUCAA
Messenger RNA from Andrographis paniculata, 1052 nucleotides. RefSeq lists its product as uncharacterized. The record is from RefSeq and is a predicted model, not a curated record. The coding region runs from base 88 to 831 and encodes 247 amino acids. Lineage: Eukaryota; Viridiplantae; Streptophyta; Magnoliopsida; Lamiales; Acanthaceae. The transcript is spliced from 5 exons.